AUGAUAAGGAGAAUCAGACAACGACGAUCACAGACUGUUGAGCAGCUGAAGUCUUGUAUCAAGAGUUGUAUACGGUACAGAUGUGGCCUGACCAACACCAUACAGGACAUCCUAAAGAGUAAGUGCCGUGCUUCUACUGAUGGCGAAUGGGACUUUAACUGGUGUGAUUUUGGGUGGCUGAGAGAGAACUUUGUUCACUCAUACAUGGAGGAACAUGUGCGGAUAUGUCACUUGCGCAACCAUUUACAGUUGACCCAUAAGAAUCUGAUGGUAAAAAACCUGAAGAGGUAUAGAAAAACUUUAGAGCGGGAGGCUGGGCGUUUAGAGGCAGCCAAAUGUGACUUUUUCCCCUGUACGUUUGUGCUGCCCAGUGAGUAUCACAUCUUUGUGGAAGAGUUUAAGAGAAGCCCAGGGAGCACCUGGAUCAUGAAGCCUGUGGCACGAUCACAAGGGAAAGGAAUUUUUCUGUUUCGAAAACUCAAAGAUAUCAUAGAUUUGAUUAGGGAUGGGUCCCGCUCUGAAGAGCAGAAAGAUGAGGCUCAAAUUGAGAGCUAUGUCGCUCAGCGCUACAUUGAGAAUCCCUACCUCAUAGCUGGGAGAAAAUUUGACUUGAGAGUCUAUGUUCUUGUAACAUCAGUAAGCUGUGUGAAUUAUCGCCAGAAACAGCUUUUAAAGCCUUUCCCAGGACAGAAGAGGACAUGA
Molecule: messenger RNA, 702 nt
Organism: Sinocyclocheilus anshuiensis
Lineage: Eukaryota; Metazoa; Chordata; Actinopteri; Cypriniformes; Cyprinidae
Product: probable tubulin polyglutamylase TTLL9
Exons: 8
Coding region: 1-702 (233 amino acids)
Biological process (GO): protein polyglutamylation; microtubule cytoskeleton organization
Cellular component (GO): ciliary basal body
Molecular function (GO): tubulin binding; tubulin-glutamic acid ligase activity
Source: RefSeq, a predicted model, not a curated record